Molecule: messenger RNA, 3849 nt
Organism: Girardinichthys multiradiatus
Lineage: Eukaryota; Metazoa; Chordata; Actinopteri; Cyprinodontiformes; Goodeidae
Gene: cfap210
Product: cilia and flagella associated protein 210
Exons: 11
Coding region: 1658-3301 (547 amino acids)
Source: RefSeq, a predicted model, not a curated record
GGAUGAGCCUCCGUCUUCAAAGCCUCUUCAAACUCAGUAGUUUCAGCAUCAGGGAAAGACAGGGUUCCAGGUGUGCUGGUGCCUAUUUCCAGUGGUCUAAGGGUGAGAGGCUGGUUACACCCGGGACAGGACGCCAGUCCAUAAUGGGGCAACACAGAGACACACAGGACAAACAACCACGCACACACACACUCAUUCGCACUUAAGAGAGACCAAUUAACGUAUCAGUCAUGGUUUUGGACUGUGGGAGGAAGCCGGAGCACCUGGAGAGAACCCAUGCAUACAUGGGGAAAACAUGCAAACUCCAUGCAGAAAGACCCCCAGCCGGGGGUCAAAUCCAGGACCUAAUUGCUGCAAGGAAACAGUGCUACCCACUGCACCACCGUGCAGGACUACAGUAACAAUUAGCUUGUAUUUUUCAAAAUAUUUUAUCAUUUCAUGCGGUCAAACUCAGAGACUGUGUACUGUUCUUUCUAUGGAUAUGUCUGUAAAAUCUCUCCGCAGAUUAUUUUAGAUGGCAGUUAACUUAAAGACAGCCAGCAAGCACAGUAUUGGGGCUUAAGACUUACACUUAUAAAAGGUUUUAAUAAUUGCUAAUGUUUACACUUAAAAAAAACUAAAAACUGUCCCCUGUAAAUACAGUAAAUGAUGAAGUUAGAACUGUGAGAAAGCAAAGACUUUGAAGUAUUAAUAAAUGGCACAACACAGUCCAGCAUUUGUUGCUAAGACCAUAUAUUACCCAAAUUGCAAGUCAGACUUUUAUACAAAAAGGGUUUAUAUGUUUAUUUCAACUGAUCAAGACAUCCACCUUACAAUGAUCCAAGAUUGUAUUAUUAUAAUAAUUAUUAUCUAAAAAUAACUAUAAUAAUAAUAAAGCUUGUGUCAAGUUCUCAUAACAGGUCAUACAAAACUUAACUGAACUGAUUGCAGUUUUAUAUACCUUGAAAUAAACGGGACAGGUAAACUGCAUUGAGAUGGCAUUUGUUGGGGUGUUGUGCUCCCUCCGUAACCAAACUGAAGUGAUUAACCAAAUAGUCCAAAGCAAAUUAUUAAAAUACUUGCUUAACAAUUUUCUUCUAAAGCAUAAUAUUCAUGUUACCUGAAAGGUUUAAUUAGUCAGUCAGUCAUUUUCUACCACUUAUUCCAUAGUGGGUCGCGGGGGAGCUGGUGCCUAUCUCCAGCAGUCUAUGGGCGAGAGGCAGGGUACACCUGGACAGGUCGCCAGUCCAUCACAGGGCAGCACACAAACAACCAUACACACUCAUUCAUACACCUAAGGGCAAUUUAGUGUGACCAAUUAACCUAACAGGCAUGUCUUUGGACUGUGGGAGGAAGCCAUUAUAAAAAUAUCAGGUGUCUUUAGCCGACACACUUAUGCGGACUGUAAUUGGCUCUGCCGUUGCCUGGAUACAGUUCAACAGAACCGAUAUUUAAGCGUAGAUGCCGGACAUGAAUUCAACCGUGAAAGUGUUUUGAUUGGUUGUUUAGGUUGGGGCGACAUUUGCGAUUAGUUAUUCGUAAACAAAGUAAAGUUAGAAUUUUUCGCCGAUCCACCUUAACACUGAUGGCUGUUCGUAAUCGUAACACAGCAGUUAAGAAUGUAAUCUUCAACAUUUCCGCUCGGCAUUUAUAAUUUAACGAAGCACAGCAAAUAAAUAUGGCUUCGGCGGCUCAGUACGACGGGAGUCGGAGACGAUUCAGUAAACGCGCACCAAGAACAAAAGAUAAGUUCAUCCAGCCUCCAGAUCUCCGACAAGUCGCCAUCUUAAGACAAACUGACUGGCUCAGAAUUCAAGAUGAAGUGAACGGGGUUGAUAAAGACGAGGAGCGUCUUAGAGACGCAGCUAAACACAGAGAGGCCCUGCAUCUGCAGUCAAAACAAGUUGUGAAGCUGUGGCCUGAUACUACUGCUGGUCUAAGGCAAAAAAUGAUAGAGGCAAAGAAGGUCCGAGAGCAUAUAGAAGAGGAGAAAAGGAAACAGAUAGAUGCCGAGGAAGCCAAAUACAAAGAAGAAAGGCAAAAAGAGGCCUUGAGAAAAGCCAGAACUCAGCUGUAUUAUCAAACCGACCGGGUGAAAGGAUUACACCGUGCACUUCUGCACACAGAGGUGCUGAAAGAGAGGGAGGCUCAAAUAGAGCUGAAGCAAAGGAUGAAAAGUGCCAGGAAAGAAGUGGAUAAAAAGUUCCUGGAAAUAAUAACAACCAGAGAGAAUGAAGCCUUGAGGAAAGAGCAGGAAAACGCUGUGCAAAAGAAGCUGGAGAGACAGGCAGCAACUGAAGACCUGAAAAACCAGAUAAAGGCAAAUGAGUUAGCACGAGAGCAACAGAAACUGGAAAUCAAGAAGGAUGCAGAGGAAAUCCAGCAUCUUCUAGAGCGUUAUCAGUGGGAGCAAAACAUGGAGUCAGAGCGACAAGCAAACCAGAGGAGGAACCUUAUGCACGCUCACCUGGAUCAUCUCAAUAAUAGGGCACUGAGAAAAGAGCAAGAGGCACAGAAGCAGAAGGCUGAGGAGGAACAGAGGAAACUCUUUGCAUCAGCCAAACAAGAAAUGACAAAGCUGCUUAAAGAAAGAGAGAAAGAGUUACUUAGUAAAGCUCAGCAGCGCAGAGAGAGGAUUUUGAACAAAUUGACAGCCACACAAUUGCAGCAAACUACCAAUGAGGAGCAGAGAAUUGCUAAAACUCUGGCUGAGUGGGAUGCAAAACAGGCACAAUUGCAACUGGAGGAAGCGAGGAAGAAGUCUGAGAUGUUGCAGUCGAUAGCUGCACACAGGGAGCUUUUGAGAAAGCAGAAGGAUCAAUUGGAUAAAAUCACGGAGCAGGAAACCCGAGAUGCUCUGCAGGCAAAGAGGGAAGCUGACAGAAUAUAUACCAAGAAGCAACAACUGAAGGCCGAGAAAAUGAGAGAAGAACAAAGAAAAUUGCAUGACUUCAAUGUUGCACAAAUGGCCGAAAAAACUGCCAGACUUCAGCAGAUGAAAGAGGAGGAACGAGGACAUGAAGCAAAGAUUGCAAAACUCAGGGCUGAAGAGGAAAUCAAGUUUCAGAAGUAUGCACAGCACAUUAUCAGGGCAGCAGCAGAAGCUAAGAAAAAUGUGUUUCCACUUCACAAAGCUGCAAGAGAAGGAAUAGGAGGUGGGCACGGGCCUGUUUUCAGUGGAGUUAGGCCUAGCUACCUUGACCAGGACAGCAGUGGAGCUCAGAUGCCCAGAUAUGUCUCCGUUACCACAGAAAGCAUCAAAAAGCUUCAUGAGGCUGGAGACAUUCAGGAGGCAAAGAAGAGACUUGGUUUCACAUGGUGAUAGUUCACUCACUGCUGAUCAAACAUAUACAGCAUGGUCAACUUUUGUAAGGGUAGGGCUCAGCACCGACCCAUGUACGGAGGCCUCAAUCCUCGAUGUAGCCGUCCCGGGUUUGAGUCCCGACCCCAGAGACCUCUACUUGAUGUCUUGCCCCCUCCCUCUACCCCACUUCCUGUCCACCUACUUUGUAAAAUUGACAAAAAUAAAAGCCACAAGAAAAACCUAUGUCAGGGUAUUUAUUUUUGCUUCCUUCCUUGUAUAAUCAAGUGCUCACUGUCCAGUCUCAAACUAAGCUGUUUGCUAUGGGAACUCUGGAUUGAUUUUAGGUAAAACAUCAAAGAACUCUGAGAUUUUUAGUAAUGAAUUUAAAAGCUUUACAGGUCUUGAUAAGCAAGGAAAGAGACACAAUAUGGAAAAUAUUUGUAUUUCUAGAUUGUAUCUUCUGUACCAGUAUCUGAAUGCUGCAUCCAUUUAUUCAACAAACCAUUUGUCCUUCUAUCUUGUUUCUUUUUUGCAUAUUCUGUAAUAAAACCCAAACCUUCACAGAA